CAAAAGCGGAAGUGACAAAACAUCAAAGUUGCGCACUCCUCCACGUGUGAGCGCAGUGCAGUCACAUUGGUAGGUCCGCAGCUCCACGAUGAAACGACCAAAGUUAAAGAAAGCUAGUAAGCGGGUCUCAUGUUCCAAACGUUAUAAAAUCCAGAAAAAGGUCCGGGAGCACAACAGAAAGCUAAAAAAAGAGGCAAAGAAGAAAGGGGUGAGCAAACGGGUGAAGAAGGAUCCCGGUGUGCCCAACAGUGCUCCCUUCAAAGAGGAGGUCCUCAGGGAGGCAGAGCAGAGGAGGCUACAGAUCGAAGAAGUAAAAGAGAAAAAGAAACAAGCCAAAAAAGAGGAGAGAGCCCAGAAGAGGAAAAAGGAGAAGGAGGCUGCAAGUAAAGAAACCGAACCCAAGGCCAAGAAGGCUCGGCAGGAUGAGGUUGGAAAGCAUUCAGAGAAAUCGAUUGCCCCAGACAAGAACUCAAAACAGUACCUUUGCUCUGAAUUAAACAAGGUAAUUGAUGCAUCUGAUGUAGUGAUAGAAGUCCUUGAUGCUCGUGACCCGCUGGGCUGCAGGUGUCCACAGCUGGAGGAGGCGGUGCUGCAGAGGGAAGGCAACAAGAAACUGCUUUUGGUUUUAAACAAAAUAGAUCUUGUACCAAAGGAAAAUGUGGAGAGGUGGAUACAGUGUUUACAACUGGAGUUUCCAGUUGUGGCGUUCAAAGCAUCAAAACAGAUCCAGGACAAAACAGUGCGAUCCAGGAAGAGCAGGAUAGUGGCCUCUAAUGACGUCCUGGACAAAUCCAGAGGAGCAGCCUGCUUUGGAAACAGUUGUCUCACUGAGCUCCUUACAAGUUUCGCUGCUAACACACAGAAUGAAGUUUCACUCAGAGUGGGCGUAGUUGGUUUUCCUAAUGUGGGGAAGAGCAGUCUCAUCAACAGUAUGAAGGGGAUCCUUGCGUGCAAUGCUGGCAUCAAGAGAGGCAUCACAAAAUCCAUGCAGGAGGUGCACAUCUUGAAGAAUGUGAAGCUCAUAGACAGCCCAGGAGUCGUGGCAUCGCCGUCCAACCCGCCAGCCUCUAUGGCUCUGAGGAGCCUGCAGAUGGAGGAGGGCCUGGAGAGUGUGCUGGAGGCUGUCAGGACUCUUCUCAAACUGUGUGACAAGACCCAGGUAGGAGGAGGAGUUCCCAUCACAGGAGAGAUGAGUCGGAUCAUGCUUCAGUAUAAUGUCCCCGACUUCAGAAACUCUCUGGAGUUUUUAACCUUGUUCGCCAAAAAGCGUGGAUAUCUGCAGAAGGGUGGAGUCCCUAACACAGAGCAGGCAGCCACAGCUUUCCUUGCUGAUUGGACAGGAGCCAAGCUGAGCUACUUCUGUAGGGCAGAGGGGAACCACAGCCUCCCUGCUUACAUGUCCGAUGCUGUGGUCGCUGAGAUGAAGAAAGGCUGGGAUCUAAACCAGCUGAAAACGGGCAACGAGGAAACUCUGAAAGGUGUGAAAUUCCCAAACCAGGCCAGCAGUAUAGGCUUCACGUCUAAAGGCCCAACUGCAGGCCUGCUCAGUGUCAGCGACAUCUCUGCAGAAAAACCUGGUGCUGCCGCCGCAGAGAGAGAAGCAGAGCAGAAUAAUGAGUUGAAACAUGUGCUCUUCUUGCAGCCUGAACAAAAUGCUGCAGAGGCAAAUAAAACAGAAGAACCAGAGGCACCACACAAGGCGCCACUCAAAAGUGUGCAGUUCCAAGUUGUCCCCAUUGACAUCAGCCUCUCUACAGCUACAACAGAUGACGCCUAUGACUUCAACACAGAUUUUAAAUGAGCUUUGCCUUCACACUGUUUCUGAACUCGUGCCUGUGCUCACGUGGACACGCAGACCUGGAUUUGUCAGCAUACAUGAACAUGCUGACGUGAAGAAUCACCGUCAGGGUGCCUUUGACCAUCUCAUCAUGACGUGCAAAGUUGCCGUAGUCGUCAUUAGUGUUUGUGCCCUAUCUUCAAACAUUGAAUCUGGAAGACAGUUUCCAGUAAAGGACUAACCUUUAUCCUAGACUACAUUUUUCAGUUGAUAACUCCAUUGAAUUAUUUGUCAAGGACUAAUCCCUGCCCCGGAAAUUGACUCUCUAUUAAGUGGUUAUGUGUAUAUAUCCACUGACUUCUCCCAGAUGUUGUCGGUGAAAGAUUGCCAGUUUUUAAAUGUCCAGAGGUCAUUUGUAAUGUGUACAUGCAGAAUACUGUAUAUAGACGACUUACUAUAAAUGUAAUAAACCCUCUACAAAACCUGAA
Molecule: messenger RNA, 2265 nt
Organism: Siniperca chuatsi (mandarin fish)
Lineage: Eukaryota; Metazoa; Chordata; Actinopteri; Centrarchiformes; Sinipercidae
Gene: gnl3
Product: guanine nucleotide binding protein-like 3 (nucleolar)
Exons: 14
Coding region: 89-1801 (570 amino acids)
Cellular component (GO): nucleolus
Molecular function (GO): GTP binding
Source: RefSeq, a predicted model, not a curated record